Fomitopsis serialis is the source of this 410-nucleotide messenger RNA. RefSeq lists its product as uncharacterized. Bases 1 to 288 code for a protein of 95 amino acids. The transcript is spliced from 2 exons. Lineage: Eukaryota; Fungi; Basidiomycota; Agaricomycetes; Polyporales; Fomitopsidaceae. The record is from RefSeq and is a predicted model, not a curated record.
AUGCUCCGGCCCUCGCCCCACGUCCCCCUCCCUGUCGAGCUCGAGCCGCUCGUCCCCGCAUCCCUCCGUGAGUGCGCCCGCGACGCGCCGUUCCUUGCGCCCGCGGACCGUGCCGUCGCUGUCCACGAUGACUGGGAAAAGACGCGCGACACGCUCGAGGUCGUCAUCGCGCUCGACGCGAGUCCGGACGUGUGGAUGGAGGCGAAUGGGUGGAAGACGGAGGGCGUGAAGGAGGUUUCGAGGUGGAAGUAUCUGGAGAAAGAGAACAAGGCGAAUAGGCGGGAGUGAGGUAUCUGCGUGGCGAGGGGAUUAUCAGGUCAGGAGCAAUAGCAGUCUGCACGCAUCCUUGUAUUAUACGGUGAGCUUCGUGUCCGGGGCUCCGUCGUUAAUCAACGGAUACUUUGCAUUGA